AAUGGUAUUACCAAAUAUUAUUUAGACAUCACCAAAUAUUAUUCAGUCGUCACCAAAUAUUAUUCAGAUAUUACCAAAUAUUAUUCAGAUAUUACUAAAUAUUAUUCAGAUAUUACCAAAUAUUAUUCAGAUAUUACCAAAUACUAUUCAGACAUUACCAAAUAUUAUUCAGAUAUUACCAAAUAUUAUUCAGAUAUUACCAAAUAUUAUUCAGAUAUUACCAAAUAUUAUUCAGAUAUUACCAAAUAUUAUUCAGAUAUUACCAAGUACUAUUCAGAUAUUACCAAAUAUUAUUCAGAUAUUACCAAAUAUUAUUCAGAUAUAUUAUUCAGAUAUUACCAAAUAUCAUUCAGAUAUUUUCACAAAUUUUCAGCUUAA
Molecule: messenger RNA, 378 nt
Organism: Lottia gigantea (owl limpet)
Lineage: Eukaryota; Metazoa; Mollusca; Gastropoda; Lottiidae
Exons: 1
Source: RefSeq, a predicted model, not a curated record